AUGUCAAACUCAUCCAACCACCAAAUCAGUUUCGAACAACCCAACAGCAGUCACGGAAUCUACUUCAUUCGCCACAUCGUCAACUUCUUGUCUCUCGCUGUUGCCAUGGCCGGUGUCGCUGGCAACGUAAUCAACAUAGUGGUGUUCACGUGUCAGGGGUUCAAAUCCUCGAUCAACAUCGCUUUCCUGGCCCUGUCUGUGUCUGAUCUCGUCACUCUCGUUGUUCUUAUCUUCUAUAUUUUCGUCGCAUGGUUUGAGGACACCACCUCCUUACCUAUCUUACCUCGCCACACCUGGCACCUAGUCGGGUGGCUCCUGUACGCUCUAGCCUUCAACAACUGCUCUAUAGCCGUGUACAUCUCCGUAGAGAGAUGCCUCAGCGUUGCUCUUCCCUUAAAGGUCAAGGCCAUCAUUACACGAAAGGUCACCGUUUUCUCCGUUGUUUUGAUUGGUUCAGCCUCCGCUGUGAUCGUCCUUCCUGCCCUGACUGCCUUUGAACUGAAAAGAAUGACCAGCGACGACAACGCAACGGACGUUGCCAUCAUUGUUUUGGAUAACUUCACCCACAGGACCGUCACUUACUUCGCCCAUUUUGUUCUUCAG
Molecule: messenger RNA, 603 nt
Organism: Aplysia californica (California sea hare)
Lineage: Eukaryota; Metazoa; Mollusca; Gastropoda; Aplysiida; Aplysiidae
Exons: 2
Cellular component (GO): membrane
Source: RefSeq, a predicted model, not a curated record